Molecule: messenger RNA, 573 nt
Organism: Raphanus sativus (radish)
Lineage: Eukaryota; Viridiplantae; Streptophyta; Magnoliopsida; Brassicales; Brassicaceae
Product: protein COLD-REGULATED 15B, chloroplastic
Exons: 2
Coding region: 85-492 (135 amino acids)
Source: RefSeq, a predicted model, not a curated record
CGAUGAUACUAUUCGAGAAGAGAUUAUACUCAUCUCACUCUUGUUCCUCUUUAAACCCCUCCUUUGAUUUCUUUUGCUCUCUUCAUGGCGAUGUCAUUCUCCGGAGCUGUUCUCAGUGGGAUUUGUUCUUCUUUCCCCAGCGGAGCAGCCAAGCAGAGCGGCGUUGGCGCCGUCGGUUUUGGCCGGAAAACUGAGCUCGUCGUCGUCUCUCAGCGCAAGAAGUCGUUGAUCUACGCAGGUGACGGUAACAUUCUCGAUGACGUCAACGAGGCCACAAAGGGAGCUUCGGAUUACGUGACGGAGAAGACAAAGGAAGCGUUAAAAGAUGGAGAGAAAGCAAAAGACUACGUUGUUGAGAAGAACGUUGAAGCCAAAGACACUGCAGUGGAUGGAGCUCAGAAAGCUUUGGAUUAUGUGAAGGCAAAAGGAAAUGAAGCAGCUGAGUUUGUAGAGGGUAAAGCAGGAGAGGCUAAGGACGCCACAAAGGCAUGAUGAUUCAAACCACUUAACUAGUAGAUAUAUGUAUCGAUCCUUCAUGUCUCAUGUUGAUACAAUAAGAUCAGUUUGUUUUUA